AUGCCUCCACCUGGCGUGUGCCUUAAUAUCAUGAAUGAACGUCACAAGGAAAAUGGCGUGGGUUCUGUUAACAACCCUGUGAAGUUCCUGGACCAAGAUUAUAAUCAGUUACUCCAGUAUUGUCGUAUCAGGAAUGUAAGAUACAUUGAUGACAUGUUCCCCCCAGAUCACCGAUCUAUUGGUAAAGAUUUGUUGACUCCAGAAAUUCUAGCAAGAGUGGAGUGGACUAGACCAUCGAAAAUUGUGCAAGAUCCUCAUCUCUUUGUUGAGGGAGUAUCAAGGUUUGACUUUGCCCAAGGGGCUGUUGAAAACUGCUGGUUUCUUGCCUCAAUUGGGGCUCUGACAUUUCAGAAAGACAUCAUGCGACAAGUUAUACCGGGUGAUCAAUCCUUCCAAGACAAUUAUUUUGGACUUUUUCACUUCAGGUUCUGGAGAUUUGGUAAAUGGGUAGAUGUUGUGAUUGAUGAUAAGCUGCCGACAAUUAAUGGGGAACUUGUUUGUGUAAGUUCCAAGACUCCCAAUGAGUUCUGGCCCGCUUUGUUGGAGAAAGCCUAUGCCAAGGUGUGCGGCUCUUAUGCAGAUAUGAAUGCUGGCACUUGUGCUGAGGCACUCGUGGACUUCACUGGGGGAGUGCACAUGACCUUUAACCUGAAAGAAGCCCCUUCCGACCUGUGGGACCUAAUGUAUCGUGCAGCCAAGUCACAGUCUCUCAUGGGCUGUGGAACACCUCAAGGGGCAACAUCAAAAAAUACAGUGCUGCCCAAUGGCAUAGUGGAAGGCCAUGCCUAUACAGUCACUGGAGUUACUAAGAUAAUGAGCAAUGGAAUUCCUGUCAAACUGGUGAGACUUUUCAACCCAUGGGGUCAUGGAGAGUGGAAAGGAGAUUGGUGUGACCACUCACCCAAAUGGCAGACUGUGAGCGUUGAGGACCGUGCAACGUGCCUUAAAAUAGAUGAAGAUGGAGAGUUCUGGAUGUCGAUGGAGGACUUCACCCAAAGCUUUUCAGAUGUUGAUAUUUGCUGCCAAUGUCCUGAUUUUCUUGAUGGCAACUCUUCAUGCCACUGGAUUUCAAAGUUCCAUGAUGGUCGAUGGGUGGCUGGGAUCACGGCUGGAGGCUGCACGAAUCAUAAAGACACUUUCUGGACAAACCCUCAGUAUUAUAUCAAACUGGAUAAACUGGAUGACCACUGUGAGGAGACACAGGGCCAAAAGAAUAUACUUGUGACUCUGAUGCAAAAACCUGACAAGAGAAACAGGCGCCUGGUUUCCAAUCUCCAUAUUGGCUUCAGUAUUUUUCAGGUGUCAGAGCAGUUUAAGGGUCAUGGAGGGAAGCUGCCGGCUGCAUUCUUCUAUAGCAAUCCUCCUGUUGCAACAACCAAAACUUACCUGAAUGCACGGGAGGUCAUGGAAUUUUUCAGCCUGAAACCUGGGGAGUACAUUAUCGUCCCGUCAACGUUUAACCCUGGUGAAACUGCCUCGUUCAUUUUAGGCGUUCUCUCUAAGGCAGAGACACACCUGCAGGAAAACUCAGGUUCAAGCAUGGUGAUAACAAAGCCCACUACCAAUCAAAGCAAAGAGAACGGGGAAGACAAAGUGACCCUAUUCCGUCAGUAUUCUGAUCAGUAUGAAGAGGUGGAUGCUGAACAGCUGCAGAAACUUCUGAAUGAAAAGCUUCUUGGAGGAUAUCAGCAGAAAACAGGAGGCUUUGGCUUGGAUUCCUGUCGAAGUAUGGUUGCAAUGAUGGAUCUGUCUGUCACAGGAACACUCAGUGGCAAGGAAUUCAUUCGUCUGUGGAAUCGCGUUGCCACAUACAAGGAAAUUUUCUUUCGGACAGAUACCUCCAAAGAUGGCAUGUUGAAUCUGAAUGAGCUACGAAAUGCACUAGAAGGAGCAGGGAUGCAAGUGAGUGAUGGGAUGUUGAGCCUCAUGGCUCUGCGGUACGGAGGGUCAUCUGGAGAAAUCUCCUUAGAGAACUUCAUCUGUCUCGUCCUUCGCAUGGACUGCUUGGCCAAAAUAUUCAAGAGACUCAGCGAUGGUGAGGGCAUGUAUCUUAAAGAGCGUGAGUGGAUGUACCUCUCUAUGUACACAUAAAAAACAAUUCUUGGGAGAGUGAAGAAAAUACAUUCAAGGGGGGAAGAUUUUACAGAAGACAAA
Chanos chanos (milkfish) is the source of this 2154-nucleotide messenger RNA. Its product is annotated as calpain-1 catalytic subunit-like. The record is from RefSeq and is a predicted model, not a curated record. Gene Ontology annotation, biological process: proteolysis. Lineage: Eukaryota; Metazoa; Chordata; Actinopteri; Gonorynchiformes; Chanidae. Gene Ontology annotation, cellular component: cytoplasm. The transcript has 21 exons. Gene Ontology annotation, molecular function: calcium ion binding; calcium-dependent cysteine-type endopeptidase activity. Bases 1 to 2091 code for a protein of 696 amino acids.